This is a messenger RNA of Trypanosoma conorhini, 1092 nucleotides long. RefSeq lists its product as uncharacterized. Gene Ontology annotation, molecular function: metal ion binding. Bases 1 to 1092 code for a protein of 363 amino acids. The record is from RefSeq and is a predicted model, not a curated record. The transcript has a single exon. Lineage: Eukaryota; Euglenozoa; Kinetoplastea; Trypanosomatida; Trypanosomatidae.
AUGUCGCUCACGAUGAAUGUAAGUGCCUCCAACUCUUUUGGGUCGAAUCACGGGUGGCACUCACGACAAACUCCUUCGAACGCAACGCUGCGCCGUGCGCGGACGCCUCAGCAGUCAGCGGUGAAGUACGUGGAGGCGUUGGACCAUCUUAGCACGAAGCUGAAGAUCCCCAUCACUGCCGUGGAGCCAACGAAUGCGUUGCAAGAUGAUGGACUUGUGCCGGGCAUUUGUCGCCUGUUUCUUGAAGGCCGCUGCAGGCAAGGCAACCGUUGCUUUCAGGUUCACGUGCAUCAUGAUGUUCUGGAGUAUCUCCGCAAAGAAACGCUUGAGACCCCGUCUUGCUGUUACCUGCAUGGCGCGCCAUGCAAUUAUGAGGGGCUGCCUUUCACGCUAACCGUCAACAUUGGAAGCAAAACCGUUGGGCUGCACUCCCUGAACCCGACAAACUGCCUCUGGAGCAUAUACAACGAGCAUGGAGAGAGUCAACUUACCGUGUCGAAGGGCCGUGUCUGUCGCGAACACCGACGCGGUUUGUGCCGCUUUGGUGAGGAGUGCGGUUUUCUGCACAUUUGUCGAGAGAUCCCGCUUGACGGCGACGAGUACAUCAGCGCAACACCCGUACCUAUUCCACGCGUGCCACACAGGGCAUCUCACUCUGCUGGCGCUCCUGCUUCAGCCGCAAACUACAUAAAUCAUAACAAUGGGGAUGUCGCUGGUGAUAGUCACUCACAACAUGUCUUUGGAUUCCAAGCUGAGGACGCCAACGGGACCGCGCAUUCCCCCAAUGCUAGCAGCUUCAAUGCCUGUAGUUUCAACGGCGGCUAUCCUAAUGUUGCCUUGAACACCCACUACGGCAACUAUAAUAAUCAGUGCACUUCCCUCCUCUAUGGAGAGAGCGGGUGUGGUUCCUUCACAAGUGCGUCUCGUAGCCGUACGUCGUUCAGUUACCGCAUGAAAAAUAUGGCCAGCGGCGACGGCGAGGACGGGGCGGGGCGGGGCCCGUUGCUGCGUCCAUUGGGAGGGGCUGCUCCCUCUCGGGGCUCGACGAGCCAGCGGCACAACCCAUACGGCGAUUCCUCUUCCUUUCAGUAG